AUGGCUGGCGUAAAGAGAUCGUUGGCCGCAAUGAUGGCCGACGAAAGAUUGCUCUCACCAUCCAUAGAUCCAUCAGACUCUACCGCUCGCUCUCAAUCCGCCAGAACUUCUGCUGCUAGCAGCGAAUACGCUACCAGAGCGCCGUCGCCUGCUUUACCAUCGUUUGAUGGCAACAUGCCCAAGUUUACUCCGGAUGCCUCAAUCGUUUUUAUCGGCGUUCGUGGCGCUGGCAAGACGACACUUGCCAUCAUGGCAGCAUCCGCUUUGAAAAAGAGAAUCAUUGAUGUGGAAACCGCUUUCCAGCGCGCGACUAGCUUCUCAAGUGCCUCGUAUAGCAAGGUGCAUGGCCCUACUCAGUGUCAAAGGAAGCAAGGAGAAGUGCUACAAGACGUGCUUCAAAGCAAUGACAGCGGUUGCAUCAUUGUGUGCUCAUGGAUGGAGCGACGUGUUCAGGGUCUUUUACGACAAUUUGCGACAACUAACCCUGUCGUACAUAUCAUGAGGAGCAAGGCAGCCGUGCAAGAGCAUUUAAAGGUAGAAUCUGGGAUCAAGUGGGCGACGUUCUGGAGCACAAGCAAUGCCUUCUUUCGCACAUGCUCGAAUCUGGAAUUUUUCAAUGUCUCUGAGUCAGCGGCUACCGAGCAAAUCCAGCCAUCCAUCCGCAAGUCGAAUAUGGCGGACCUACCUCCAUAUCUAGCAUUGAAACAGGCCGAAAGGCACCUGCUCAAAUUCCUCUCACAAAUAUACCCGGCUGGUACCAUCCCUUUCUUUGAAUCAGCAUAUCCAUUGGCCAGCGUUGCUACAGACGAGCGUCAAUUUACAUAUGCCGUGGAGCUAUCUGUUGAAGAUAUUAACCAAGAUGGUGUGGAUAUCGAAGGCUGUUCAGCGGGCGCCGAUGCAGUGCAAAUAACCGUUGGGAACAUCCAAAACGAAUGGACAAACAGUACAUACCGCGAGGAAUACACCAAAAUGGCCAAUGACAUUACUGAAGCUGUUGGCUUGGUACGAAGGAGCAGCGUCUUGCCCAUUAUUGUCCAUAUUGACCAUCCCCAAUCGGCGUCCACCACAACGACUUGUUUCUAUCUUGACCUCCUUUCACACGUGUUGUCUUUGGCCCCUGAAAUGAUGACGGUGGACUUGCGACUAGAUGAUGUCGCCAUCUCAAAGUUGUCAACUCUAAAGAGAAGCUCCAAGUUGAUUGGCAAUUACUCUCCAGUCGAAAACUUCAAUUCUUGGACAUCACCAAAGUGGAUGUCGCUAUACCAGCGAGCAGUCCAGCUGGACUGUGAUCUCGUCCGUUUCAUUCGCCCAGCUACAACCAUGAGCGACAACUUCGAGGUUUCCCAAUUUCGGUCAGCUGUUGCAUCACUUCCAGAUACCCACGUACCCAUCAUAGCAUACAACUCGGGAUUAUUGGGUAGACACUCAGCCUGCCUAAAUCCCGUCUUGACCUUGGUUUCAGCAAAGCCACACUCCCCAUAUGAUCCGAAACGGGAUGCGUCAAUCUUGACAGCACAGACUGCGACAAAUGCGCUGUAUUCAAGCUUCUUGUUUGACUCUAUGAAACUCUAUGUAUUCGGCGUCAACGUAAGCUACAGCAUGUCGCCGGCAAUGCACAAUUCUGCGUUGGAAGCAUGUGGCGUUCCACAUCGAUAUGAGCCGUACUCGACGAAUUCGCUGAGCCAGGUAACGCAUCUGAUACAUGAUGCCAAUUUUGCCGGCGCAUCGAUAGGGUUGCCCUUCAAAGUUGAAUGCAUCACAUUGGCAGACGCCUUAAGCCCUCAUGCUCAAGCUAUUGGAGCAAUCAACACCAUGGUCCCUAUCCGCCAACUAAACGACGAUGGCACAAUCCCGACGGGUUCCGCCUUCUUCCGGGGAGUCAACCGGGCUGGCCCCGUGCGGGCGAUUUACGGUGAGAAUACGGAUUGGAUAGGUAUUCGGGCAUGCAUUCGCCGAGGACUAUCGCCUGCGAAUGCUGUUCGACCAGCCUCGUGCGGUCUAGUUAUUGGCGCUGGAGGCAUGGCCAGAGCGGCUGUUUACGCCUUGCUGCAGGUUGGCGUCAGAAACAUUGCCAUCUAUAAUCGAACGGUAGAAAACGGGAAGAGGUUGGCAGCCCACUUCACACAGCUAUUGCAGAAGAAGGAGUUUGCAGGGCUAGGUGCGGGAACGAACACAAAAUUCGAAGUGUUUACUCAGCUUCACGACACUUGGCAGUCAGAGUUCCGUUUGCCCUCCAUCAUCAUUUCAUGCAUCCCUACUCACCCAAUAGGCGAUGCUCCCUCUCCCGAGUUCAAAUUGCCGGAGCCAUGGCUGGGCAACCAGACGGGAGGCGUGAUUGUCGAGCUUGGAUACAAGACCCUAAACACACCACUGUUGCAACAAGCUAUGGAGCACGCAGAGCAGGGGUGGAUCGCCAUGGACGGCUUAGAUCUGCUUCCAGACCAAGGCUUUGCGCAAUUUGAGCUAUUCACGGGGAGACGAGCGCCAAGAAGAACGAUGAGGAAGGCCAUAUUCGAGAAUUACCCAGACCAGUAUGGGAGGUCUAAUCCGGAGGAGCUGCGGCGCAGGCUCCAAACCAUGGUGGAAUGA
Pochonia chlamydosporia 170 is the source of this 2589-nucleotide messenger RNA. Its product is annotated as quinate pathway repressor protein QutR. Gene Ontology annotation, molecular function: 3-dehydroquinate dehydratase activity; 3-phosphoshikimate 1-carboxyvinyltransferase activity; shikimate 3-dehydrogenase (NADP+) activity. Bases 1 to 2589 code for a protein of 862 amino acids. Gene Ontology annotation, biological process: chorismate biosynthetic process. The transcript has a single exon. The record is from RefSeq and is a predicted model, not a curated record. Lineage: Eukaryota; Fungi; Ascomycota; Sordariomycetes; Hypocreales; Clavicipitaceae.